Molecule: messenger RNA, 604 nt
Organism: Solea senegalensis (Senegalese sole)
Lineage: Eukaryota; Metazoa; Chordata; Actinopteri; Pleuronectiformes; Soleidae
Product: cyclin-dependent kinase 2-associated protein 1
Exons: 4
Coding region: 91-453 (120 amino acids)
Cellular component (GO): cytoplasm; nucleus
Source: RefSeq, a predicted model, not a curated record
GCCAUAUUUGCCGGUGCCGCUGUUGUAAACAAAAAGUGAGAGACAGACGCUUCACUGAAUUUCGGGUCAUUUUUAUUUCUUUAAUUUACAAUGUCUUUGGGAAUGUCUUAUAAACCCAAUAUCCACCAGCACAUUCCGGGAACUUCUGGGAAUCAGGUUGGAAACCUCCAGUCUUCCUCAGCAGCAAACCUGGCCACGUUGCAGUCUUACAGGCCUCUCCUGAAUGACUACGGACCUCCAUCUCUGGGAUUCUCUCAGGGCUCCACCGGCAGCCAAGUUCCUCAGAACAAAUAUGCAGAGCUGCUGGCCAUCAUCGAAGAACUCGGGAAGGAGAUCAGGCCCACAUAUGCUGGAAGCAAGACUGCCAUGGAGAGACUGAAAAGAGGAAUAAUCCACGCCAGAGGGCUGGUGCGCGAAUGCUUGGCAGAGACGGAGAGAAACGCCAGGUCCUAGCUGCAAUCCCACGUUCGUCCCUGCAAGAAGAACUAACCGUCUCAUCGAAACAAUAAAUAAACUUGCAUGGUAUUUCCUCUGAGAGGAGGAAGUAAAUGAACAAAGGAUUGGAAAAGCAAGCUCAACUCCUAGAGGAAAGAAAAAAAAAAUA